Helianthus annuus (common sunflower) is the source of this 2212-nucleotide messenger RNA. Its product is annotated as galactoside 2-alpha-L-fucosyltransferase. Gene Ontology annotation, cellular component: membrane; Golgi apparatus. Gene Ontology annotation, biological process: cell wall biogenesis; xyloglucan biosynthetic process. The coding region runs from base 251 to 1993 and encodes 580 amino acids. NCBI's taxonomy places the organism in Eukaryota, Viridiplantae, Streptophyta, Magnoliopsida, Asterales, Asteraceae. The record is from RefSeq and is a predicted model, not a curated record. The transcript is spliced from 2 exons. Gene Ontology annotation, molecular function: galactoside 2-alpha-L-fucosyltransferase activity.
AAAAGAUGAUCAACAAUAUCACCAACAAUCACGUACAACGUGCUACCGACGCAAUUAAUUAACACUCACCGUCAAGCAUUACUUUUUAAUUCUCAGUACCAUAAAACAAAAAUAGCCGCAAUUAAUUCAAGAUGCAACCCACUUCAAGAAUCACACACUUGAUCAUUUUUCAACUGUUUCGAUACAAAAAAGCAAGCCAUUGCUAAGCACUCAGCAGUUUUAAGUUUUAACUUACUUGUUUGUAGUAGAUAUGAGAAGAUUGAACAAGAAUUCCAACGAUCUACCCAAGAUUUCAGAUCUUGAUAUUGUUCGGGAUCAACAGACCAGAUUUGGGUUAAACCCUUUGAAGUUAAUGGGGGGUUUUGUUGUUUGCUUGAUGGGUCUUUCGGUUUUGUUCUCAAUUUCUGUCAUUUUAAAGGACUUUAAUUCAAAUAGCAUCUUGACUGUUGCUGAUGCUGCUAGGGUUCUUCAUGUGGCCCCUCCUAGAGAUUUAGAACAAGAAGAUGACCCGUUGGCGGAGUCUGCGAAGCACAGCGAGAAGCUAGAUUCUUCAAGUUUUGAGCACGACGACAAGCUACUUAACGGUCUUCUUUCUGGUCAAUUUGAUGAAGGAUCUUGCCUCAGUAGAGACCAAGUAGCAUCAUACCGUAAACAAUCACCGUACAAACCUUCUUCUUAUCUUGUUUCUAGAUUAAGAAGAUACGAAGCCCUUCACAAACGUUGUGGGCCCAACACAGAAUCCUACAACCGAUUCGUAGCAAACCUAAGGGAUGGUGAAAAGUACGAAGAAUCCCCAGAUUGUAAGUAUCUGGUUUGGGUAUCGUAUAGUGGGCUUGGGAACAGAAUUUUGACUUUGGGGUCGGCUUUUCUCUACGCGCUUUUAACAGAUCGUGUUUUACUUGUUGACCGUGGAGUUGACCUUGAUGAUCUCUUCUGCGAACCGUUUCCCGAAGCUUCGUGGUUACUUCCUCUCGAUUUCCCGAUAAUUGAUCAAUUCAAGAGCUUGAAUCAGAAAUCCCCCGAGUGUUUCGGUAACAUGUUAAAGACUUCAAACGGUUCAUCACCGUCACCAUCACGUUAUGUUUAUCUUCAUCUGGUUCAUGAUUACAAUGAUCAUGAUAAGUUAUUCUUUUGUGAUCAAGAUCAAAGCUUUCUUCAAAACGUUCCGUGGGUUAUCAUGAAAUCCGAUAAUUACUUCGUCCCGUCACUUUUCUUGAUGCCAACUUUCGAACAAGAGCUUCACAAUCUCUUCCCAGAAAAAGAAACGGUUUUUCACUUCGUCGGCAGAUAUCUGUUCUUCCCGACGAAUCCGAUUUGGGGACUUAUAACAAGAUACUAUAAUUCUUAUUUAGUGCAAGCGAAUGAAAGAAUCGGGAUCCAGGUCAGGGUUUUUGACACCCGACCCGGCCCUUUUCAGUAUGUUCUGGAUCAAAUACUCGCUUGUUCUUUAGACAACAAUGUUCUUCCAAAUAUUAACGCAAACGAAUCUUUUAUCACCUCAUCACCCGGAAACCAAAAGUCAAAAGCUGUUUUGUUGACUUCUUUAAGCUCCGGGUAUUUUGAGAAAAUACGAGACAUGUACUGGGAACAUCCGACAGUAACUGGUGAAGUGAUUCAGAUCUUUCAACCGAGUCACGAAGGGUAUCAACAAACCGAAAAGAAGAUGCAUCACCGGAAAGCAUGGGCGGAAAUGUACUUGCUAAGUUUGACCGACAAGUUAAUCACUAGCUCAUGGUCAACGUUCGGGUAUGUGGCUCAAAGUCUUGGAGGGUUGAACCCAUGGAUCUUGUACAAACCCGAGAAUGAAACGACCCCGAAUCCCGCUUGCACUCGUGCCAUGUCGAUUGAACCGUGUUUCCAUGCUCCACCGUUUUUCGAUUGCAAGAAGAGAAGCGGGACGGAUACUGGAUUAGUAGUCCCUCAUGUUCGGCAUUGUGAAGAUAUGAGUUGGGGUUUGAAGCUAGUUAAUCCAAGCGUUAGCAGCGUAGCUUAGUGCCACUUUAUAAAUUUAUUUAUCGAAAUCUUUGUUGAUGUAUGUUCAAGGGGUUAUGCGAAUACAUUUUAUGGUUUGGUACCCUUUUGAUAUGUGUAAUGUUUUUUGGAAUGAUAGCUAGUGCUGUAAUCGUUUUGUUGGGCUAUUUGUUUCAGUCACAGUAUGCAAUGAAAUUGGGGUGCACCAAUGCGUCCUUAUCUCAUUAUCUGUUUUGUCUUC